AUGAUUUUGAAAGAUAACACUCCUAAGGUGGCUGAUCAGUGCGAUUCUGUUCCUUCGAGUAGUUCGGAGGGGGAGGGGGAGGAAGAAGCACUGAAUUUCACAGCAGAUUCAUCAGAUCGUGUGUACUGGCCGCCAAGAGAAGGUACUGCGUUGAUUGCUCCGUGGUGUCGACGAAGAUAUGCUCUUUCUUUACGAGGGCUACACGAAGAAUUAUUAGAUCUGUAUGCAUGGUUGAAGCCAUCCCCACUAGAAAGGGCAUUACGACUUCGUGUAUUCGAGCGAGUUCGUGGAGUCCUGCAACGAAUUUGGCCGACAGCAAAAAUUGAUGUAUUUGGCAGCCUAUACACGAGCUUGUUUUUACCUACCUCAGACAUCGAUGUGGUUGUGGAAAGUGACUUAGUGAGCGAGGAACCACCUCUCUGGAAGACGGCAAUAGCACUGAAAGAAUCUGGAAUUACGGAAUCAAUCAAUGUGCUUGACAAAGCAUUUGUACCAAUAGUGAAGAUGGUCGACAAGGAUACCAAGAUAUACUUGGAUAUUUCAUUCAAUACAGUGCAGGGUGUUCGUUCAGCAAAAUUUAUUGAGGAUAUGAAAAUGCGAUAUCCCGUUCUUGAGCCACUAGUGCUGGUCCUCAAACAGUUUUUGAUGCAGCGGCAGCUAAAUCAAGUAUUUACGGGUGGUUUAUCAUCUUACGGGCUUAUUUUAAUGCUAAUUAGCUUUUUGCAGCUUCACCCAUCGUACGAUUAUUCAUAUAAGAGAAUCACGGAAGUGAAUAUGGGUGUGUUGUUGCUUAAUUUUUUGCAACUUUACGGGCAAGAAUUCAAUUACAUGAAAACAGCUUUGCGUAUUCAUAGCGGUGGAGCGUAUGUUUGCAAAGAUGAAAUUUUAGUACAGAUGAAUAGACCAUCAAAUUCGAUGUUAUGUAUUGAGGAUCCUUUACAACCAGGGAACGAUAUCGGACGUUGUUCGCAUAACAUCCAAUUAGUUCGACAAGCUUUUGAACAUGCCUUUGCUACGCUGUGUGCAGUAUUUGUUCGGUCACGCGAAUAUUCAUCAGUAUGGCGUGCACGUUACCACGGUUCGCUUCUAUCCCUUAUUCUGCACAUUUCGCCGCGAAUGAUUCGCUACAGAAAUUGGUUAAAAGGGCGUGUUCUAUCAGAUGGUACCUCAUCUCCUUCACUUUCUAAAGCUUCCACACCAGAAACUUUUUCACCACCACUUCUGAAUACUUCGUUGAUUUCCCACGUCUCCUCGCCGAAUGUUUAA
This is a messenger RNA of Brugia malayi, 1266 nucleotides long. RefSeq lists its product as uncharacterized. Gene Ontology annotation, cellular component: nucleolus; TRAMP complex. The transcript has 7 exons. Gene Ontology annotation, molecular function: mRNA binding; poly(A) RNA polymerase activity. The record is from RefSeq and is a predicted model, not a curated record. Lineage: Eukaryota; Metazoa; Nematoda; Chromadorea; Rhabditida; Onchocercidae. Bases 1 to 1266 code for a protein of 421 amino acids. Gene Ontology annotation, biological process: RNA 3'-end processing.